AUGGUCCAAGACAGAGGACCGGCCACGUCGGCCGUGACCAUCGUCAUCACGGUCCUAGCCACAGUCUUUGUCGCCGCGCGCUUCUACACCCGACUCUGGCUGGUCAAGUCGGUCAAGCAAGAUGACUGGUGGAUUCUGGCGGCGUGGGUUCUGGCGGUCGGGUUUUCGACUUCGAUCUGCAUCGCCGUCACCUACGGCCUGGGCAAACACAAGGCCGACAUCGCCGACACUUCGUUUGGGUCGCUGCGCAAGGCCGAAUAUGCCUUUUCGAUCCUCUACAACCCUGCGCUGAUGCUGACCAAGACGUCCAUCGUCGUCUUCUAUUUGUCCGUCAUGAGCAAGGACGUCGACCCAGUCUUCAAAUGGUGCAACUGGUUGACUCUGGCGCUGGUCAACGUCGCCGGAGCGGCUCUCACCUUCUACAACAUCUUCCAAUGUCGACCGGUGGGGGCUGGCUAUCAAUACCCGACUCCCCUGGGCCGUGUGAAAUGCACCGACAUCGUCACGCUGUACUUGUCCUCCGCGCCCGUCAAUAUCGUUACCGACAUCGCCGUGCUGUUUCUCCCGAUGCCGAUCUUGACGCGCAUGCGGCUGCCCCGGAAGCAGAAGAUCAUCCUGGUCGUGACGUUCAGCUUCGGCGCAUUUGUCGCGGCGGUCGAUGUCAUUCGCAUUGCCUAUCUGCAGACCGCGGCGCUGAAUCGGCUCAAAGUCGUCCGGGGAGACGGCGGGACGACCACCCGUGUUGUCGAGCAGAAUGACUUUUCGUGGUACGCCAGUCUGAGUUUCAUGUGGUCGGCCGUCGAGGUCUGCAUUGGCAUCAUCUGCGCGUGUGUGCCGAGCUUGAAACCGCUGUUUUCGCGAUUCCUGCCGAGCUUCAUCAGAGAUCCCGGCGACGAUCUCACCUCGAGCGAUAGCGCCGAUCAUGGAAAGCCGGAUGCGUCAUCAUCGUCGCCUGAUACCAGGACUGCUCUGCGGGGGAAUGUGUCUAUGGUGACCAACCCGGCCGCAUUCAGGAGCCCCAGCGUCAAAGAGUACACGGGAGACGACGACGGCGAUCAGAUGGGGUUUCUGAACAUGCUUGCCGCUCCGCCUGACAAAGAUGACGAUGACGGCGGUGUGUCGUUCACCGUGAGACGAACGACUACAGCAACCAGCAGACUCACUCGACGCGAUACCAACAAGACGACCGUGUCGGACUUUGGGUUUGUCAAGAUGUCUGGCAGCAGGAAUAUGCUGAAACUGUCCAGCGCACAGAGUAUCUGGCCGAUCGCCGUGGUGACUGGGAUUUUCUUCCUCUGGGGAUGCGCCUACGGGCUCUUGGACACUUUGAACUCCAGAUUCCAGACGGUGGCCGGACUGUCUACUGGCCAAGUGUUGGGUCUGCAUGCUGCAUAUUUCGCAGGGUACCUCGUUGGCCCCUUGACGCUGGGGUUGUUCAUCAUCAAAAGGUACGGCUUCAAAGCGGUCAUGAUAUCCGGCCUCUGCGUCUACGGCUGCGGCACUUUGGUCUUCUGGCCGUCGGCCGUGCUGACUUCCUACGGCGCCUUCAUCGUCUCGAAUUUCCUGGUCGGGUACGGUCUCGCGUGUCUCGAGGUUGCCGCGAAUCCCUACAUCGCGCUCUGCGGGCCGCUGGAAUACGCCGAGGUGCGGCUCAAUGUGUCGCAGGCUUUCCAGGCCAUCGGCACAGUCUGCUCUCCAUUACUGGCGACUAGAGUGUUGUUCAAGAACGUUUUGGACGCUUCGUCGCUGGUGAACGUGCAGUGGACGUAUCUUGGGAUUGCCUUGUUCGUGUUCGCCCUCGCCGUCGUGUUCUACUACAUCCCGCUUCCCGAGGCGACAGACGAACAACUGCAGGAAAUGGCGGACAAGCGCAGUGCCGCGUACCGUGCCGCUCCAGUUCCUGUGGUCGGUAUCCCGUGGAGAGUCGUCUACACGACGCUCGCUCUCGGCGUGUUCAGUCAAUGGUGUUACGUUGGGUUGCAGGAGUGUGUGGGCAACAAUCUACAGCCGUUGAUCACGUUGCUAAAACCAGGCUCGGAUCUUCACCCUUUUUAUUUCUUGACAAUAGGACAUACCGUGUUUACGGUCGGACGAUUCGCGACAGCGUUGCUCAAUUACCUCUUCAAACCGCGAUGGGUUCUGCUCGCGCUUUUCAUCGGUCUUGUGGUGUGUCUCUCGCUGAAUAUGGAGUUGGAAGGGAAUGCCGGAGCCGUGUUUGGGAUCCUUACGUUCCUCUUCGAAGCCGGUAUCUUCAGCAAUAUCUUCGCCAGUUCGAUGCGUGGACUCGGCGCGCAGACUAAACUCGGCUCGGCGCUGAUGACUGCCGCUAUCUCCGGAGGGGCUGUGUUCCCGCCGAUUCAGUGGGGAGUGGCGAAUGGUCGUGGAUUGAGGUAUUCAUAUUGUGUGCCGUUGGCGGUCGCUGUGUUUGGCAUGCUGUUCCCCUUAUAUUUGAAUCUGGUUCCGGAAGCGAGGGCUCAGGUUGAUCCGACACGGGAAGAGCAUGCUCAGAGACAUAGGCGGACGGUGCUUCAGCAGGAAAGAGAGUCCGGAAGUUAUGAUCAGCAGCAGCGGCCAGGGUAUGAGCAGGCAAUGAUGGCAAAGAGAAGGAGGAAAACGAGACAAUCUGGAAAGCCGUCGGUGGAACAUGUCGAACAACGAACGAGUAGUCGAAAUGGCACUCUGUCGGCGUCUUCAUCACCUGUUUUGACCAUGGACUUUGCUGAUUACGAGAAGCGUGAGAUUGUGACACGGAAGCUGGAGCCGGUCCGGACAAGGUCUUCUCAGGGAUAUACUGGCGAACUUGCUUUGUGGCCUGCUGAUCAGUCUUCAGAACGCAAUAACAGUGUCGGCACCAGCAGUGGACGAGCACGAGAAGCAGAAGGGUCCGACGGUGACGGUGGCAAGUACCGUGACCGUCAAACAAGAGCCCAUGAGGAGGAAAAAGACGAGAGAGACGAUUCCGAUUCGAUGGUCACUCACCACCAACCUGCUCCCACUCAUGCUGCUUCUGCUUCUUACGAAGUGAGAAAUGAUGACGAGAUUGACGACGAUUAUCACGCUUUCAUGAGACAGAAAUGA
Messenger RNA from Capronia coronata CBS 617.96, 3078 nucleotides. RefSeq lists its product as uncharacterized. Bases 1 to 3078 code for a protein of 1025 amino acids. NCBI's taxonomy places the organism in Eukaryota, Fungi, Ascomycota, Eurotiomycetes, Chaetothyriales, Herpotrichiellaceae. The record is from RefSeq and is a predicted model, not a curated record. Gene Ontology annotation, molecular function: transmembrane transporter activity. Gene Ontology annotation, biological process: transmembrane transport. The transcript has a single exon.